Messenger RNA from Cyprinus carpio (common carp), 1381 nucleotides. It is a transcript of the gene znrf2a, whose product is annotated as zinc and ring finger 2a. NCBI's taxonomy places the organism in Eukaryota, Metazoa, Chordata, Actinopteri, Cypriniformes, Cyprinidae. The record is from RefSeq and is a predicted model, not a curated record.
ACUCCAGUUCAGCAGGAAGCGCUAACGCUCCACGAUACAAACAGCAGCAGCAGCAGCAUCUCAUGUGAUCUUUGGCGUCUGUUUGAGUUGGUUUGCGGUGUGCUCGACAGGAUUUACUCACAUCGGCUGUCGGAAGUGUGCAAAGUUGUUUGCGCUUUUCUCUUUUGCGUGUUUGGUGCAUAUUUUGCAUGCAUCGGUCUCGAUAUUUUUGCGCAUCAGUUUGAGUCUCUUAGGUUUUGUAAGUAGUGAUUAUAUUAUACAGUAUGGGUCCGAAACAGAGCAGUCCGUCCGUGGGGGUUCGGGUCCGAUCUUACUCUGGUUCCGAUUUGUCCAACUCUGACGGGCGAGCUGCGAUUCUGCGCUAUUACGCGGGCGGUUCGACUGGACAGAUCGGUGAACGGGUCCAGUAUUCAUCGCAAACACCCGGUUCGUUCAUCCAGAGCGCCGUUAUUCCGACCGGCGGCCGGAGAGAUGAGCCAGACGGGCAGAGAACGCUGCUGAUCGGCUCCUUACCUGCACACCUCACACCUCACCUGCUGGGCGCUGGAUUUGACUGUCCCAUGUGCUCAAAGUUUGUCUGUUCUGAUGAAAUAGAUGUUCAUCUGCUCAAGUGUUUCUCUAAACCCAGACUCCAUUAUAACGAUGAUGUUUUGUCCCAGGACUCGUGUUCAAGUCUGGAUGACAUGGUUCAGGGGGACACCAUCGCUCGACUGCCCUGUCUCUGUGUCUACCACAAAGUGUGUAUUGAUGAAUGGUUUGAGGUCAACAGGUCAUGUCCAGAACAUCCCACAGAUUCACAUUAAAACAGAUGAUUCAAAUAAAGAAGAGCAACAGAAAAGGGCUCAGCUAAUAUUUUCUCCAUGAUCUGACUCGCUUUGACUCUAGAUGAUGAAUCCAUCACUAUCUGAGACUUAUAUGGACCUAAAACCUGCUUGUGCCAAAUCAAAAUGAAAUCAUGCGUAUACUUUGCACAGUUCUGUUAGCAGACCUGAAGGCUGUUUCACAGUAAUCUAGCUGCCAUCUUUACCCAUGAAGCUCUUCAGAGAUCAGAUGGUGGACUGCAGUACUGCUUCAGGUUAGGGUAACAUAACAGUGGUUUCAUGAUCGAUAACCACAAGAUGGAACACAUAUUCCCUAACAGGACUUUCUAUUGAACUGUUUUUAAACAAAGGAAGAGUUGUUUAGAAAAGACAUGAGUAUAGAGGCUAUGACUGAAGAACAUGAAAGACCUAAUCAAAGAUAUUUUCUGUACACAUAGAUUUUUUAAAUUAUAUUUAAAAUAGAUGAACCAGUUGUGAAUGUUUUUGAUAAAUGCUGUUAAUUUUUUUUUCCCAAUAUUAAUCAUGUAUAAAUAAAUUCAAAGGGCUCUGGAAUGUAAAGA